Molecule: messenger RNA, 13686 nt
Organism: Scaptodrosophila lebanonensis
Lineage: Eukaryota; Metazoa; Arthropoda; Insecta; Diptera; Drosophilidae
Gene: CAP
Product: sorbin and SH3 domain-containing protein 1
Exons: 16
Coding region: 659-13021 (4120 amino acids)
Molecular function (GO): protein binding
Source: RefSeq, a predicted model, not a curated record
AGAAACGGGAACGCGAAAGCGAACGCAAGCGAGAAUGCGAGAAUGCGCGAAUCGUUGAGCGACGAACGAGAGCGAAAUUGAAUAGAGAAUCGCAUUAGAAAUUAACACGCAAAAAGUAUUUUGGCCAACAAUUAAAUAUGAAAUGAAGGCACAUUGAAAGAAAGCGCAUACAAAUCGGUGUAUACGACUACGGUUGAAUACAGUGGCUAAAAAGCGAGUGCGUGUCAAUUUACCGGGCCAGUGAGAGGCGGACGUUUAAUUGAAAAACGGUCGCGUCGCAGCGGAUUUAAAUACGAGCGUCGCGUGCCGGUUGGCGUCAAAUACUCGUCUAGUGUGUUUCUGGCAGCCAAAGCGACGAGUGACACAGAAGCUCAGAGAAGCCAAGACAACGACAACAAUAAAACGACAACGUAGAAAAACGAACAGGAAAAAAUACGAAAUGAAACAUUUUAAGAAGAAUUAUUAUUGAAGAAGAAAUCGAGCAGACAGCAAAGCGCGCAAACCACAUACACACAAAGAAAAAAGAUAAAAUUAUACAUAGUAUACACACGUACAGAAAAAAUAGCACGCACGGGCACACUUACAUAAACAUAUCCCAUCUUGCCAUUUAGGUUUCAAAGUGUUCUGUAGUUAGCCCUUUGUGCGUGUGACGUAGACGAUGCCAAAUAACCGCAAUCGCAAUCGAAACCGAAAUCGUAACAAGCGCAAUAAAAAUCAAAAUCAAAACAACAACAACAACGGCAACAACAGCACUAGCGGCAAAAACAAACAGCAGCCGGAAGAAGUAGCAGCAGAAGAGGUUGAGGUAGAGACAGAGGCAGCACAGUUAAAGGAAUUUAAACAGGAAGCGGCGAGCGACGAGGCUCAUAAUGCAAAUUCUGGCAACAUUUCAAAUGUGCCGGCAACAACAAGCGACAAAGAUGAUGAUCGUAUUGAUGCUGAGCAGGCUGUGGCAGGCAUAGCAGACGCAGCAGACACCCACGAAAACAUCAACAUCAACAACCCCAGAGAAAAUCAAAACAGCGACCACAACACUAGCAAUAAUAAUCAAGAAGACAGCAGCAACAAUCACGACAGCAGUGCCCCUUUAGAGAGGUCUGAAGAGGGCUCGGCAAGUGCAACCGUUGCUGCCACAAUUGCAGUCACUGCCGAGUCUUUGAAUAGUGCAGUGAACACCGGCAGCGUAAUGGGUGCCAAGAGUUCGAAGAAACAGCAGGACGAGCAACAACCACCAACAGCGAAGGAGCAGGAACAGCCACAGUCACCGGAGCGGCAAUCACUGCAAGCUGGUGGAAGUCCUAAACAAGCCAAGGUCAUAGUGCAUCGCAUUGUGCGCGAACAGGAAGAUGCCGCCUCUGCCGCGGCAGCGCCCGCCUCUUCACCCUCCCAGCAGCGCAGCACAAAGGUGAUCAUACAUCAAAUACGUCUCGAAACGGAUGAGGAGGAGCGCAAACGUAAAGGUAAGCUGCAGCAGCAGCAGCAGCAGCACGAGAAGCCGCACAUUGAAGAGAUACACACUGCACCUGCACACAGCGAGGCAGGCACACUAUCGCCCACUCCCCGUUACCUCGUCGAAUCGCCCAAGAACGUGGCCAGCAGCUCGCAGUUCUCUCGAUUUGCGCGUGACCUUCAAAUCCAGGAACUGAAUGGUGACCUUAGUUCCGGCGAAUUCAAUGUGGAACAGCAGUCGCCAUUGGUCAGUGAAGUAGAGUCGGAAACAGAGACAAGCACCACCCCUACAACCACCACAUCACCUACCAAUGUGCCAACUACUUCGCCCGAGCUGCAACAGUUGCCGAGCAGUCGGGAGGAACAGCGUCUCAAGCGUGCUCAAAAGCGCAAUGCACUUGAAUCGCACUUUCUGCCACAAUUGCUCAGUCCACGCUACUUGGACAGCAUACUGGAGGAGAACAGCGAUGCGGGCAGCGAGUAUGCGUUGAGUCGUUCUGCCAGCAACAACACAAGCAACGAAGAACGUGCCCACGAAGCGCUGGCUAAGCUGGCCAAGGCCAUGGAAACAUUUCCUCGAAGUCAGCUGGACUUUAGUCGGCGACACAAACGCGGAGCGGGUCGUGAGGAACCUGUAGCCCUAAAGUUGGAAACAAAACUGCUGGAACAGCCGGGAGCUGAAGAAGCCUGCAGUCGUCUUGAAAGCACGCUCUCGCCGCAAUCCGAGGAUGCCGAACUAGUAUAUCUGAGCAGCUCCGGCUCGAGCAGCAUCUCCGAUUUAAUGGAACUGGAGCUGGAGCAGGCUGCAGCUUUGGCUGAGCGGACGCUUGUCGAUUUGGAUACUGAUGCCAGUGCGCUGAUCGAAAGACCGGGAGCAUCUAUUGGCGACGAUGACAGCACAACAACCGAGCCGGCUACGUCAUCAAACGACACUGAGACCGAGGUAGAGACGGAAGUGGAGACAGAGAGUCGUGAGAGCACACCUGUUAACCAGCUGCCAUCAGUUGCCAGCUCGCGUUCCUCACUUUAUGCGACGGCGCAGUCGGAGCGAACGACACCCACACCCACAACAUCACCUACGCCCACGCUGCCUGCGCCGCAGCCCACUGCCAAUGAGGUGUCAAAGUUGGAAGUGCCAAGAGAAUCUGAACAAAUUGAUAAUGAGCAAACGCUCUCUGCUUUUGCUGUUUUGGAUGCUGUUGGCAAAAAUCGCAAUGCGUCCGCUAGUUUUGCUUCAAGUGCGGCCACGGACGGUGAAUGUGAAUCCGGUUCAACGGGUUCGCGCGAAAAAUACGUGCGUCGCUCGGAAAUACAAACUACGGAAACUACGUCCACAACAUUCGAAACUAACGCGGAUAUGGACAAGAUGCGCGAAUUGGUCGACUCGCUGCGGCAGAGUGAAGAGGCCGCGGGCGUGGGUAUGCUAGCACCCCCCGUACCUCCACCACCCACACAAUACACAAAUGCACCACCGACAGAUAGUAUUGACAGCCACACUACACCCACACAAUUUUUGCUCAAGCGUCAGGAGUCAUGUGAUUCUCAUUGCUCCGACAGCACACAACACAGUCAAUGCACGGCCAUACAUGUUGCCUCGCCACCACCCACAUUUGCCUCGCCCACACCUGUCUCACCUGCAACGCCAACCGCAACCUCUUUAUCCCCACAACCUGCACAACCAACCUCCUCACAUUGCUAUGACUUUUUGGCGAAGGAGCAGCAACAACAACUAGAGCAGCCUGACACCUUUUCAGAUGCCAGCGGAGACGAUUCUAGUGCCAUCAAGAAACUGCGCUUGCUAUGCACCGAGACGGUGGCUUCCAUGCCCUACGGCGAACAGGUUCUUGAGGAAUUGGCAAACGUCGCGCAGAAUAUUGGCGAGGUAAGAGCCGAGCAGCAGCAGCAGCAGCAAAGUGAAACCUCCGGCAUGCCUUACCCACUGCCCGACUUGCCCCACAUCGGGGAACUGCAGCUAUCGCUGUCCAGUGGUGCCAUUGGUUCAGGCGCAUCGAAGGCACAACCCGCCCAUACGGUUGCCAUUGCGCAGCCGCGUUCCUCCACGCCACCGCCUCCACCUAUUCCAGCACCACCUAAUAACUACGAUGCCUGGCUGGGUCUACCUACCGAUGCUGAUCCCAAGUUGCUCGUUUGUCUCUCUCCCGGUCAGCGAGCGCUAAUCAAUGAGCAAUCGACUCCUGCAGCUGAUCAGCUGCUGGAUGCUCAUCAAAAGUUUGUCGAACGCCGCGGCUAUCACGAACUGAGCGCCGAACAAGUGCGUGCCAUCAAUAGUGAGAAGCUGGAACAAGAACAGCAAAUACUCAAGACUGCGGCUAUCAUGAAGCAAUUACGUAAGAGUCUCACACCAACGCCGCCGCCCGUUCCACCCCCACCAGUGCCCGUGAAAAGCUCCGAGACGGCAGCAAAGGCAAAGCCAAAGAGCUCAGCAGAUACCGGCAGCAGAUCCGUCCAAGUUGAUGACGCAAGAGAUGGCGUGAGCGUAACACCUUUCGCAAAUUCACAGCAGCAACUACAAAAGCGUUUGGACGAAAUUCUACAGCAACCAACACAUUCGAAUGGCAAUGCAAAUGGGAUGACAACAUCGUCGCCAUCAUCACAUGAAAAUAACUCAAGGCGACCAGCUGACAAACACGAUGCCACAGCCGCUGCUGCCGGUCAACGAGAGCCACCAGCACUGCCCUUGCGAACGUCCACCGCCACGCAACAGCAGAGCCACAGUCAGAGUCACAGCCAGACAUCCACGUCGAGCACCAAAAGUCAUAGCUACAUGUCCAGCAGCAAGAACAGUAGCGGCGAUGCCAAGUUCCCAUCCAGCUCUCAGCCCAGUGCCCAGAUGCAGAGUAUGGAGAGCGAACUUGCGCGCCUGUUUCCCAGCAUCGCCCAACAGGGAGACAUUUUUGCUGGCGAACGUAAGCGCUUCUCCAAUAUUGAGCCAAGUAAUCAACAGCCUUGGAGCUCACAGCCCAAGCGAUACUCCAAUAUCGAGACAAGUUCCUACGAAUCCAAGAAGCGCACUGAAAAUGGACAAGUGGUUUACGAUUACAGCAACUCCAGCCAUGAAAAAAAGGAGGAGGGCGAAAAACCGCCAAUAACAACUUCUACUGCUGCCGUUAACAGCGAACAUCCAAAGGAGGUGCAUAUACCCGUGACUAGAGAUGUGGAUGAGGUGGACUGCGCACCGCCCGUGCCGCCACCGCCAUCCAUGGUAAGCAACGGUGGCCAAGAGCAAAUUAUGUCAGCAUUAAAAUUAAAUGGAACGAACACACCAAGAAGCACUUUCAUUGAUCAGCCAGCAACCACAAAGAGCGUCGACGAAAAUAGAAACCAUGAGAGCCGCAACGAGAGCGAAAGCGUCCGACUGUCAUCCACAUUCAAAAAAGACAUUAACAACACUUAUGAGGAAUUUAGGCAACGUGCCAAGGCGGCCGCCGAGGCGUUGGGCAUGCCAGCAGAGGACACAACAACAACAGCGCCAGCAACAGAAAAUGCUACAACAUCUAAAUCUGCAACAUCAACAACGAACGCUAAGCCCAACAGUCAAGGUAAUUACUUCGAUCAUGAAAACCUCUUCAAGGAUUUCGAUGCGCUCUCUCAACAGCUGCACACCGAGCUAGAAACAGGGCGUGCCAAGCGGGAGCAACGUGAUAAAUCCAGCUCCCUGUACGAUCUCAGCCGGUUGACAUGCAGUGGGAAGCAACAACUAGAACAGCUCAAGCAGAGGCGUCAUGAACACAUGAUGGAACUGGAGCGCGAAAUAGAGCGUUCGGCACGGGCCCGUCAGGAGCGCAUGUCCGUGCCUCGCAACUUUGAGUCCCCUGGACCACGCACAUACGAAAUUCCUGUGCAAGUGGAGGCGAACUAUGAUGUAAAGUCCCCGCCACCACCACCGCCUCCGCCCCAAUCUUCUCUCAAUGAGAACGGCCCGCGAUAUAGGCGUGCCGAGUCCAUGUGCAAUCUUACCGACGCACGUCCACAUAGCUCAGUGGGCCACUAUGGUUAUAACUAUGCGCAACCACAACAGGAUGAUUGGGGCCGCUAUGCUAAUGACUUGGGCUACUCGGAGAACAUUGCCCGACCGUUUGCCCGGGAAGUGGAGAUCUGUUAUCAACGGCAGAACCCAAGAGGGACGCACAGCAUUCGUGCUCCUCGUCUUUCGGUCUCCACGAAUGAUUUGUCAACAUCCAGUCAUCAAAGCUAUGACACAUUUAAUGCCUAUGGAGGUCGGCGCACGCAUGCUCCGAUGCUUAGCCAGGCUCCGCAACAGCAACGGCCGCACUAUGCCAGCUGCUACUCCAUGAUCGAGCGCAACCCUAAUCCUACGUACAUAAGUACCACAUCGCGCCGUGGUGUCUCGCCGGCGCCCCAUCCGCAGCCACCACCGCGGCCGAUGGUGGCGCCACCUGAAUAUGAUCGCCAACGUCGUUCCUCUCUGCCCCGGGAGCUUCAUGAACAGCAGUUGAAGUACAUACAAUCCAAGGAGCAAGAACUGAAAAUGGAGUUUGAGCGAUUGGAGAACGAACGUCGUAGGCUGCUGGAAGAAAUACAAAGGGCGCCUCAAAUACCACCUCCACAGCGUCGCGAAAGCUACCGGCCAGCGCCCAAGCUACCCACACUCACCGAAGAUGAGGUGUUCCGUCAGCAAAUGGCCGAAGAAUGGCUGAACAAGGUAGCCGAGCGUGAGGAGCGACGACUGCACAAAAUCAUCAAGAUAUCGAAAAUACACGAUAAUGAGCAAGAACACACCGCGGGUGCCAAUGCAAUCAGCGAUGAGUUCCUUGAUCGUGUCAAGCAGCGUAGGACCAAGUUGUCGAUGCCGGCGGACAGUGACUGGGAGAGUGGCGCGGAAUCGCAGCCGUAUGCGCAGGCGCAGGCCAGCGAAUCAGACGUCGAGGUGCCACCAGUGCGCAUUAUCGAGGGCAAGUCGGAGGCAAAUCUGCGCCAGCUGCCGCGUCAUCUGCGCGAGUUUGCCAAAUUCUCGAACCAUGAGACGCAGCAAAUCGAGGGUGGACAGCGUGAGCUGCACGAGGAGGAAGAACGCCGAGAAGAGGCCACCGAUAACUCAUUAAGCAGUGCCACUAAGAAGUCAUCCGUUGUCAAGACGUACAAGGUGUCCCGACUGCCGCCAUCCGUGGCAUUAACAACAAUUAGCAAGCAAGAGCAGCAGCCACUAGAAGAGGGAACAAAGGAGUCGCAGCGCAGGAGCACCGCAAGCGUCAAACUGCCGCGCCACAAGCAGCCCCAACAACAACAACAGCAACAGCCACAGCAGACGGCUCAUCUGCCGCCGACUGUGAAGCUGCGCUCCAAUAACACUCUAUCAUCACGCAAGCAGACACGCUUCCUGCUCAACGCUCAGCAACUACAGAAGCAGCGCCAGCGUCGCAGUUGGUCCGAAAGCGAUCUGCUCAAGGAGAUCGACAAUGAACUGCAGCUGGCCAAGGGCUUCCUCUUUGCCAAUGUCUACAAAGUCAAGCACGAGUAUAUGAGCGAGCCCGAGACGGACAGCGAUCGUCCGCGCAAAAUGGCACAGUUAGGUCGUCGGCAAUACGAGGGCAUCGGUCCGGUGACCAACGAUGGAAUGCCCAUAAUACUCAGAUCGGAGGUGCAGGAACCGCAUCAGCAUGAAUGGUACAAGCGACUAUACCAGACCAUACAUAAGCAGAAAAAUGGCGAUGAUUUCGUGAUACGCUACAAGUGUCCAAGAGCGCGUCCCACGUACAAGGCCAGUGGUUAUGUGUCAGAGCCGGAACCCAAUUACGACUCCGACUACUCAACAGUGAGGUACCGCACAUAUAAUCCGCAUCGCAUGCAAUCCGUAUCCUCGGCCGUCAACGUGCGCAAUCUCCAUCAGGACGAGAAUUUGUAUGGUACUAUGCCCAAUCCAAUUAAAUCUACGCAGAACUCAUAUAAAAAUCAACCAGGUCGCAUAGAGAACUACACCACAGGUCACUCAUCUGUGUCCGAGAAGGAAAAGAAGGAAAAUUUGGAGCAAUCAAAGCUGUCGCCACUGUACACUGAAGGAAACCUCUCCAGAGCGCUGGCCAAAGAAUCUGGCUAUACUAGCGAUUCCAAUCUAGUCUUUCGCAAGAAGGAGCUUCCACAGAGCAGCCCGCUCAGUCCAGUAGAGCAAAAGCAGGCCUACAAGAGCCUGCAGGCUGGUGGGGAACCACCUUUACUUGGCUUCCGUAAGCCAGCGCCCGAGAAACCCAAAGAAUUUGUGGAAGAAUUUGAAUUCAUACAGAUUACGCCGACGCUAACGAAAAUACGCGUCAGCACCAAAGAGAUUGAAUCGGACACGGAGCAAGAAGCUGUGAUUGCGCCCAAGCCACCGACUCCACCGCCGCCGCCCUCAACCACAACCAACAUGUUCUCGAAUUUCUCGAAAAAUUUACCCUCUUUCAUUCCGUUGAGUAAUAAAAAGCAGCAGCAACAGGAAACAUUGCCGCCGCCGUUGCCGCCAAAUCGAAAGUCGUCAUGUAACAAGACAACUGUGCGAGUCGAAAAAGUGACCAAGGUUCCGCCGAGCUCCCUCGGGAGUCGGCACGAGCAAUGCUUCCAACCGCCGGAUAGUUUGCCGUUGGGCGCCAACAAAUAUGGCACCAUAACAUUACGCAAGCAUGGCUCCGGAUCCUCGCGUCGAGAGCCCAUCUGCCGAUCCAAGUCUGCGGGUGCCGUGUCUACGCUUCUGACCACUCUCACUGCCACGAAUGAGACGCGCAAUAAAGAUGGCUAUUUGACACGUGUUCAGCAGCAGCAUCAUGCACGGCUGCGCUCCGUGAGUCCUACACGUCGACAGGCACGACUAAUGGCUCUCCGGCAGAGUAGUCGCAGUCCGGUGGCUUUUGGCCGCAGCAUCUCCAAGGAACGCACCUUUGCCGAGGAAAAGAAACGGUUGGAAAAUACAUUGCCACCAAGUCGCACCAACUUUGAGGCGAGCACGAACAUUUUGCGCGAUCCCUCGCUAAAAUCUCCGCAGGAUGUCAAAGCGGCAGUGCGUUCUUAUGCCACGUGCAAUGCGCAUGCGCGUAGUAAAUCGUUACCACGAUUGCGUCAGAGCUCGCGAUCCGUUGGCAAUACCACGGUGAGCACCACCACUCGCCAUACUAUGUGCUUCCCACAAAUUCGUCCACAGACCUUGCUGGACUGCACCCGUUCACUAAAAAAGGCACUGCCCAAAACGAAUUGCGUCAGAAACAGCACGACUGUGAAGACAACCGUCCAAAAGUCGGCCUCCAAUGACAGUUUGCCGCGCAGCAAUUCUACCUUUUCGAUCGACUCUGUAGUCAAGCACGAAAUAGUACCAAUUGCACCACCCAAGACCUAUGUGAGCAAGUCCAAGACGAGUGGAAAGCCAAUUAGGGCUGCCACUUCUACACCAUUGCAGUGCAGUAAGAGUGACACACAUAUUGCUCGCAAGCGCGCAGCUCUCAAAGCAAAUACCAAUAUCAGACCCAAGAAACCCCAACCGAUGCAGAAGUCGCCUACAAAGGCUGCUUAUAACUCGCUGCCACAACAGGAAUCGUACAGCGAGUCAGUGCGCGAGAAAACAAAUUUCUGGAACGAUUACAACGCCAAACAGUCGCAAUCGCUGACGAUCACCCAGCAUGGUCAGCCCCAACACCUCCAGAAGCGGCAUGUGCCGGAAGAGUCAUUCGAGUACAAGUACUGUUCAUUACAUAAUCCACGCAGUCUAAGUCCGGUGCGUCAUGAGAUUGCAGUUCAAUACACUGAUUCACUAUAUGAUGAAUACGAAGGUGAGCCGGAGCCUAGUUGUAUUGAGGAUCUGGUGUGGAAAUAUGAGAGCCAGAGCAAGCCCGAUGGCCAGAGCAAGUCCGAUGGCACAAAACAUUCAACCGUUACGGACAUAGCACGCCCGCAAUCACCACAGCCAGACUAUGAGGCGUCCAGAUCGGGUGGAAGUCGUAAGUUCUCUCCCACCCGGGAGGUGCGUGUUCCACCUGGAUCUCGAAAUGUGCGCUCGCCUUCACGUCGUCGCAUUGACAGUCUGCGCUCGAGUGUGAAGCAAGAUCAAGCCAACAAAAUAAUUCGCGCCAGCAGCCUUAGCAGUGCUGACGAUCGGUCGAAACGCGGACUCUAUUUAUGCGGCGACUUGGCGCAUAGUGCCACUUCAUUGACCUAUCUGGAACGGCAUAGUCCCACUUGUCGUUAUCGCCACAACUCUGAGCGAUUCACCGAUCUCAAUCGAUUCUACAGUACGCUGGAGCGAGUUGGCCAACUAGAACGGGCAACCUCGGUAACCAACUUUCAUCCAAUACGCAAGGAUGCCGAGCUGCUGGACUUUGAUGAAUGGCGCAAGGUGCGUCUGCAUGAGAGGGCGGAGAAGGAGCUGCACUAUCUGGUGGGCAAGCUGAAACACGAUCAACAGGAAAAGGACUUGCACUUUCGUUCCAAGGAUGUGGCGGACAUUAAGUGGCGCCAAGAGGCCGACUUUGCUCUGCAUGCCAAGGAGAAGUCCGUGGAGGACUUGCGUGAAAACUUUGAGCAGAUGCAACUGCUGAAGGAUCACGAAAGUAUGAUUCAGCGCCAGCAAUCCCGUCCCUACUGGAGACGUAAUACCGUCGCCGAUUUGACCACCAGUAUGGAACAGAAAAUCGAGUGUAAUGCCUCAACCACUGACACAGAUCACCACUUGGGUAGUGAAUUGGUCAGCACUCUAUCCAAAGAUCAGAUUAAGAAAAUCACUCAACAGUUGAAUGAGAUCUAUGCCGGCAAUCGCAAGCCCGGCAAGCAUUCCGAAGUUCCCGAGCAGUAUGUGGUUACCGUAGAGCACAAUUCGAGGCCCAGCAGCCAUGCCAACACUCUCAAGGUUCGCUGCAAUUCCAGCAUCUCGAAGGAGGAACUCUUAGGACCAGUGUUACGAAGACGCGAGGCUGCCGGGCUCAGCCAGGACAAUCAAACUCUUCCACGAGCCACUCGAAGCAGCUCGCCAGUGAUGGUAGCACGCGAGACACGUGGCGCCAUUGCAGCCAAAAACGCCGAGCUUACACUAGCCAAGCCCCCGGACGUUCCACCUCGACCAAAACCGGAGGCAGUGAAGCCGGCAGCAUUAGCUAAGGCCUCGAACAUAAAACCAGAGAUCUCCCUGUCUCGGGAACCAAAGGAAAAUAUUACCCAAAAGAUUCAGUAUUUUGAGGAUCGGCAAUUUGAGGAGCCUCCCAAGACAAUUUAUCAUGCCCGAGAAGACUCUUCGCCAGACGAGGCCGAGGUUAUGCGUCUUAUAGAUGAAAAUAUGGAAAAGCGGGCACGCCAAAAUGUCGUUCAGCAUAGACACACAGAAUUAAGCAAUUCGUUGACCGAUCUGAGUGGGGUCUUUGGCGAGCGUGCAGCAGCCGCCAACACACGAGUAAAUUUUCAUUUGCAUACGCCCCCUCUGCGACCACCCGACGAACAAACGCUAAUUAGCUUCGAUCUAGAUCAAACAGUCACACCCGAUGGUAGCAUUGAGUUUUACGAUUCAUACUACCGAUCACGCAGUCUCUCGCCCCAAUCGCAGGCUUCCGGUUCUUCCUCUUAUCUACAGCGUGUCUACACCGGGGAAGUGCAAAAGAUGAAGCAGAAAUUCGAGAGCAUAAGCCAACAACAACAGUCCAAUGAACGGCGUGAUUUUUUUGGGCUUAGUUCGCUGAGGAAGGCGCGCAGCGAUCCCGAAUUCAACGUGAGCUUGGAAACGGAAUCAAAAGACGCCUUGCGCACUGCAACGGAAGCGGUGCUGGAGGAGAAAAUGUCCAGGCCGGGCACUGAGGACGCCCCGGUUUCGUGGCUGACGCACAAAUUUGAAUUAUGCAGCGGCGCAUCCUCACCGACUCGUAGCCGUCGGCGGCAAAGGGGCGCCAUUUCACCCAGCGCUUUGCGAAAUCGACUUAUGCCACACAUUGAUAUAAUAAGCAAGACCGCAGCACUCAAACGGGAGCUAAAGCGCAGGCACAGUCCGACACGCAGCCACAGCAGCAACAGUGGAGUUGGACAGCCAGAGGGCGGGAGGGCCGGCAUUGUAGAACGCAUUCGCAGUCGCUAUGAAUCGCCCGAACCGCAGGCCAUACGCUAUUUAUCCACUUCCCAUCCGGAUUUGCGGGACGUACAGGCGCACCUCAGUGCCGAUUGGGUGGCACAUAAACACCCAAGACCACAUCCUGUAGACAAGGUGCCACGCAAGCCCCUUCGCCAACAAAGGGCCAGUUCCACAUCGCCGCCCCGUCCUCCCAAAUCGCAGAGACAUCAAACCAGCUCGAGUCUAACCAGCUCGUUGCGCCCACACUAUGACGACAUUUUCGCUAAUCAAAAAUUCGAUCCGAAAAUGCAUCAGCCGAAGGCACGCUACGUGCCCGAUGGCGCCGAACAAACGACAGCCAAAACCAACUACCACAGCAGCAGCAACAAGGUGUGGAAACGGCCGCCAACAAAUAUCGUGAAUGGUGGUUCUGGUGGUGGUGGAACUUUUGAGCGUUACAAGAAGACCAUGGCGGUAACAUUUAAAGAAUCUCCAAAUCGAUAUUAUGACACAGACGUGAACAUACACUUCAAGACACCCAUAAGGCAUGAGUACAAGCAGUCGCUGUCGGAGGAGGAAUUAGCCAGGAAUCAAGCGGAGCACAUGCAGAAACUUUAUCAGGAGGAGCGACGACGCAAGUACUUACAGGAGCUGCAGGACAUGAAUUCGAGACGCCAUACGGACAACUUUACGCCAUCGCAGAAAUCGCCAAUAGCAUUGAACCGCUAUGAUGAUUUCCCCACAGAUGUGACACUCAAGUCCCUGGUGGGACCCAAGACGGUGGCGCGGGCGCUCUACAAUUUCCAGGGUCAAAGCUCAAAGGAGCUGUCAUUCCGCAAGGGCGACACCAUCUAUAUAAGACGACAGAUUGAUGCCAACUGGUAUGAGGGUGAGCACAAUGCGAUGAUUGGUCUGCUGCCGGUUAGCUACGUAGAAAUAGUCAGCCGUGAUGGGGCCCGGACCCCUGCCAAGCGGCCAUCAGAGGGUCAGGCACGUGCCAAAUAUAAUUUCCAAGCCCAAUCCGGUAUUGAACUUUCGCUAAACAAAGGCGAGCUGGUCACGCUGACACGCCGCGUCGACGGCAAUUGGUUCGAGGGAAAGAUAGCCAACCGCAAGGGCAUAUUUCCAGUGUCGUAUGUGGAGAUUCUCACUGACAUUGGUGCCGAGGAUAUCGCGGCAAAGACCACCACUGUCAUCAGCAGCCACAGUACGACAAACCUACGUCCCACGCUGGACGUGCUACGCACAAAUAUCAAUAACGAGUUCAACACCUUGACGCAAAAUGGUGCACAGCCGCCGAAUGGCAUACUUAAGGAGACGAAACACCUCCAUAAGACCGAUGCCCUGCAUGUGGACACCAGCACCGAGCCAUUGGCCUAUCGGGCCCUGUACAAGUACCGGCCACAGAACUCCGACGAACUGGAGCUGCUCGAGGGCGACUUGGUCCAUGUGCUGGAGAAAUGUGACGAUGGCUGGUUUGUGGGAACUUCACAGCGCACCGGCUGCUUCGGCACAUUCCCCGGCAACUACGUGGAACGUGCCUGAACCGUUACGAUAUUUAAUGCAAGAAAGCAAAAACUAUUAUUGUUCAUUUCUAAUAUUACAGAUUUCGUAGUCUAAUAUGUUUUUAACAGCAGUCGCCGAAAAGAAAGUAAUUAUUUAUUUGAUUUUUAAUUUAUGUUGUUGCUUCUUGAAUUGCCAAUGAGCGUUUUUCUUAAUUUAAAUGUAAUACUAUUUAUUUAUUUUUAAAAGAGCAUUACUUCUAUAAAUGUUGAAAUUGUGUUAUUUAUACAAAAAAAAAGAAUAUUAACAAAUAGUUUCCCCCACAAUCACACACAGCCUCGAACCAAAAAAAAAAAAAAAAACAAAAGAGAAAAAACAAUAUCAAAAACAAACCCAUAACUAAAUUAAGUGCGUGCUUGGUAUAUUUUUUCGUUUACUAAUUUUAACUAGUCACAGCUACUUUCCAAAAACAGAAACACCUUAAAAUGCAUAUAGCGAGUUAAUCUUAUUAAGAAUUUGGGCGUAGAUAAGUCAAAUGACGCGCCAUUUCGCAAAGUUGCUGUAACUGUUGAGUUGAACACGAGUGCCUUAAAAUUGAAAUUCUAUUGACUAAAUCGAAGUGCCCUUUGUUGUGUCGACAAACUAAUCAUUAAUAAUUUUUAAAAUGAAUUACUAUGUAAUAAUAACGAAGAAAUCUAAACAAGAAA